UGGAUGUCCAUGAGCUUCUCUACACGUCGCUUUCCAGCCAGGCUGCCUCGGGUUGCGCGGUGUUUGUGCCAAGAAUAGGUCACAUGACCAUGUCCGCAGUUGCCUCUCCACGUACGUUGACUUGUGACUUGUCUACAGUGACUGGACAUCAACCUCAGAGAUCACCUCAACCACACCUUGCAACCCAUCGUUGCGACUUGUAAUUCCCUCCGAGAACUGGUCUUGACCCCUCCUUCUCGAAGCUCGACUACUCUACGACCGAUUCGACCCAAACUUGACCCCCCCUAGCCGACCCAUACCCUAUUAGCAAUCAUGUCAACAUUAGAGGAUCUCGACGACAUGGAGCGUGACGAAAAGGAGCAGAAGAAAGAUGACAACGACGAGACAAAACCGUUGUUAGGAGACAGCAAGUCCAAAGAUUCGGAGAUGAAAGACGCAGAGGCGGACAAGAAAGACGAGGACGAUGACCUUCUCGACUCAGACAUCCUUCAAUCCACGACCAGAGACAUUGUUAAUCGCAGGCGGUUAUUGGAGAACGAGAUGAAGAUCCUCAAGAGCGAGUUCCAACGUCUAAAACAUGAAGAGACGACCAUGAAGGAAAAGAUCAAGGAUAAUCUGGACAAGAUUGAAAACAACCGACAAUUACCUUACCUUGUCGGCAACGUUGUUGAACUUUUGGAUUUGGACGUUGAGGCCGAAGCCGCAGAAGAGGGUGCGAACAUCGAUCUCGACGCCACCCGAGUCGGCAAAUCUGCCGUCAUCAAAACCAGCACCAGACAAACCAUCUUCCUCCCUCUGAUCGGUCUCGUCGAUCAUGAAAAGCUUAAGCCUGCCGACCUCAUUGGCGUCAACAAAGAUUCAUACCUCGUUCUGGACACACUCCCGGCCGAAUACGAUUCAAGAGUCAAGGCAAUGGAGGUGGAUGAGAAGCCUACGGAGAGCUACAGUGAUGUGGGAGGUCUCGACAAGCAGAUUGACGAGCUGGUAGAGGCCGUGGUCUGGCCCAUGAAAGAGGCAGAGCGCUUCAAGAAGAUUGGAAUCAAGGCUCCAAAAGGCGCAUUGAUGUAUGGCCCCCCUGGUACUGGCAAGACACUGUUAGCACGAGCUUGCGCUGCUCAGACCAACGCCACCUUCCUCAAGCUUGCCGGCCCUCAACUGGUGCAGAUGUUCAUUGGUGACGGAGCUAAAUUGGUACGGGAUUGUUUCGCUCUUGCCAAAGAAAAGGCCCCCUCAAUCAUUUUUAUCGACGAGCUAGACGCUGUCGGAACCAAGCGUUUCGAUUCUGAAAAGAGCGGUGACCGAGAAGUCCAGCGGACCAUGUUGGAGCUUCUUAACCAACUUGACGGAUUCGCUUCGGACGAGAGAAUCAAGGUACUAGCAGCCACCAACCGAGUCGACGUUCUGGAUCCCGCCUUGUUACGAUCAGGCCGUCUGGACCGAAAGAUUGAAUUCCCUCUUCCGAAUGAAGAAUCCCGGGCACAGAUUCUUAGAAUCCACUCGAGAAAGAUGGCCAUCGAGGAAGCCAAUAUCAAUUGGAACGAGUUGGCUCGAAGCACGGAUGAGUUCGGUGGCGCCAUGCUCAAGGCGGUCUGUGUGGAAGCAGGCAUGAUUGCUCUUCGCAAGGGCUUCUCUAAAAUUACCCAUGAACACUACGUGGACGCCAUCGCAGAGGUGCAGGCCAAGAAGAAAGACACGGUCAACUUCUAUGCGUAGGGUGUGUUUUCAACUACUCACCCGUGCUGCAACCGUGCUCUGCCAUAUCGACGGAGCAUGCCUGUAUUUCUAUAGCAUUGCCAAAGGUCUCUCGCACUAGAUAGAAGAAUGGUAUGUUGUGUGGGUUUCCUACCGGAUGUGUCUUGUCUGGAGGAGGUACCACCACCUGCAUCAUCCUCGA
Molecule: messenger RNA, 1894 nt
Organism: Exophiala mesophila
Lineage: Eukaryota; Fungi; Ascomycota; Eurotiomycetes; Chaetothyriales; Herpotrichiellaceae
Product: 26S protease regulatory subunit 6A
Exons: 5
Coding region: 313-1713 (466 amino acids)
Biological process (GO): proteasome-mediated ubiquitin-dependent protein catabolic process
Cellular component (GO): proteasome regulatory particle, base subcomplex
Molecular function (GO): proteasome-activating activity; ATP binding; ATP hydrolysis activity
Source: RefSeq, a predicted model, not a curated record